Messenger RNA from Teleopsis dalmanni, 2536 nucleotides. Its product is annotated as AP2/ERF domain-containing protein PFD0985w-like. The record is from RefSeq and is a predicted model, not a curated record. NCBI's taxonomy places the organism in Eukaryota, Metazoa, Arthropoda, Insecta, Diptera, Diopsidae. The transcript has 5 exons. Bases 190 to 2049 code for a protein of 619 amino acids.
UAACUGAAAGAUUCAUUUAAGUGAUUAAGUGUUACUCUAAUCAAGUUAUUUAGAAUUGAAAAUAAAAGUGUGUGAAAAUAAUAAAAAAAACUAAAAGUGUGUGAAAAAGGAUAUCUAAAAAGGACAUUCGAAACUAUUCAACUUUAAGGACUUUUUUGAAGGAUUAUUUCUAAAUAAUACAACUUUAAAAUGGAGACACUCAAGGACGAAAAACUUAAAGAUGUCGAUAUCGGAGAGCAACCAAUUCCAACAACUGUACCACCACCUGAACCAGCUCCAACUGUAAAAAAUGAAGUACGCAAGUUAAUGCGUUCUGGAAGACGGGUUGCGAGAGUUCGCACUUCGAUAAUAACCGACAGAGCAGCCAUAGUUAGAGCAAGAUUACGUGCCAAACUAUUACGUAAGAAAACUGUUAAAACGAGCGAUGGUUCAAAACCCUCAAGCAGAUAUCACUUUCGCCAAAAAUAUUCUGAAAUACCAAAAUUAAUUGUGCAAAAAUAUGAAAUGUACAAGCAGCUAAAGGACUUAAAGUCUUAUUUGGUUCAAGUACAUAGCAAUGCACCAAAGCGAAAAGUUAAAUUCCAAACAGUGAAAACGGAAGAAAAAGUACGACUGCGACUUGAAUUUGAAAAUUGGAUGGGACACAAGCACGGAAUGCCAAAAAUAGAACCUAUAAGUGAAGACGAAUCUGAACCAGAAAAAGUACUGUAUACAUCAGAAAUUAAAGUUAAAAAAGAAGAAUUUAAUACGAAACAAAAUGAAAAGAUUAAGCAAGAUUAUAAAGAAAUUCCAUUUGAUAUGCAACAACAACAGAACAAUGAAGUAUCAAACAAUAAUGAUACUUACCACUUUACUUCGCAGUUGCCUACUAUAAAAGAGGAAACAUUGGAAUUAAUGGACAUGCAAGAACCAAUUUUCGAGGAGGUUGUCGAAGACGGAGUGGUAGUUGAAGAAAAUGGCAAUUAUUCACAGCAUUUAGCUCCUACUCAUAGAUCAGCAAUAUAUGUUCCAAAUUUUCGACUGGUUCCAUUGGCUGAGACGCCAUUCGCUACUCAAAACGCACAUAAUCGUGUCUAUGCAACACUUGAAGAGUUUUUUGCGGAUCGAAUUCGAUUGUACUCUCCUUUAAUAGAAAUAUGUUUGGCUACUAUGGGGCAGGAAGAAUUCGAUGCAUUUCUCUGGUAUGCUUUCGUACCGCCAGCAUCGUUACUCCCAGCGAAUACUGUCCCGACUGUUCAUUUAUACUGGAAUCCACCAAAUGAUAAUGUCAAUGCACACUUUUUUGGAUGUGAACAUGGAUAUAAUCAUAUUGACAAUGCUGAAAUUACUGACGAUGAAAUUGUAAAUAAUGAAGAUGUUGGUGUUGUAAGUACUGAUGGCAAUGAAGAUAAUAUUGACAUUGAAAAUUUUGAUGACGAUGAAGGAAAUGUUAACAUUGGUGAUUCUGUUUCUGAUAAUGACAAAAAAAAGGUGGAUAUGGAAAAUUCUGAUAAUGAUAAAGAAAAUGUUGAUUUUGAAAAUUCUGACGAUGAAAAAGAAAAUAUUGAUAUGGAAAACUCCGAUGAUGAUAAAGAGAAUGUUGAUAUUGAAAGUUCUGAUGAUGACAAUGAAAAUAUUAAUAUAGAAAAUUCUGAUGCCGAAAAUGAAAAUGUUACAAACGAAUAUACUUUAAACGCAGCAAAUGUUGAAAAGGAAAAUAUUAGAAAUGAAGAUAUGGAGAAUGAAUAUGUAGAAAAUGAACAUUUUGAAAAUGCUGGUAUAGACAGACCACAAGGAAAUUUUAACCGCUAUAAUGGAGACAAUAAUUUUAUUAACGAUUUAUAUCGUAUCAACAUUCGAGGCCACGAAAUACAACCACCAUCAGGACGUUAUCAUAAUAAUUUAUUUGAUCCAUAUGCACCACCGGAAUGGUUUAAUGGCAUUGGAUAUCCUGAACAUGUAUUGGCAUCUUAUCAUCCAUUUGGCUUUGAAGAACGCAUUUAUAUUGGCAGCCAAAUUAUAAAUGAAGAGUUUAAUGCGUACAUCCGAUAUGUCAGUCGAAACAAUUAAUUUUGAAAAUACCGUUUUAAUACGGUAUAUCAUCCAAAAAUUAUUAAUCUUAUAAAAACAUUUUAACUGGAUGUAUACCACGAGUUUAGUACUUAGAAAUAGCACUUAAAUAUUCUAUACUUUAUAUAACUAUUGGGAGAGGGGAAUAUAUAUAAUCUAUCUAGAGUGAAUUCAAAACGUUUCACUAUAUUAUCGUAAACAUUUAAUAUUAUUAACUACAAACCUUUUAUUCAAUAAAAGUUUCAACGGCAAUGUACAUGUUCGUCAGUAGCGAAUAUUCUGUAUCUAUUGCCAACAUCUCAAGCGAGUGGAGCACUCAAAUUGUAUUGUCAGCUUUUACAAAUAUCUCAGAUACGAAGUUUACCAAACAAGGAAAUGUCUAAGAGAAAAACAUUACGACUUCAUAAAGGCUGACUGACAAUUGAUGUUAGAGUCCUAACAUUGCUCUUUGCGUAACAGAUUUUCAAUUCUGUAUAUUAUAUUAUAA